Molecule: messenger RNA, 2459 nt
Organism: Cervus elaphus (red deer)
Lineage: Eukaryota; Metazoa; Chordata; Mammalia; Artiodactyla; Cervidae
Gene: PVRIG
Product: PVR related immunoglobulin domain containing
Exons: 5
Coding region: 1233-2168 (311 amino acids)
Biological process (GO): negative regulation of T cell receptor signaling pathway
Cellular component (GO): plasma membrane
Molecular function (GO): signaling receptor activity
Source: RefSeq, a predicted model, not a curated record
GCUUGGCACCCGCGCUGGGCUGGGCCUCCUUGAAUCCGGCGAACUCUGCACAGGGCUCCCUCACCUCAGGGGAACGAGGGAAGAAGGCGGGUGAGAGCAGGUCUGAGUCAGGUUUGGAGGGAAGGUCAAAGGGUAAGAGAAGGCAUGCCACCUGGGCUGGGCGCCGAGAAGCGACUGGCCCGGAGGCCCUGCUUAUUCUGGCUCUUGGGUGUGGAUGGCCUGACAGUUCACUUGAGACCGGCGGGCUGAUGGCUGGCACCACGGAAUCUGAAGAGAUGCUGAAUCAGGGGCGUGUGGGCAGGGCAGGCCUUGGCACCACUGCCUUCUGAGUUCUCUCCACACCCUGGACAGGAGUCCUCGACACAGGCCCGCGGCUCUAUGCCUUAAGCUCAACAAGCCGCUCUCAGCCCAGAUGCAAGUUCAGCGAAAGACAAGACAGGAUGCAAAGCAUUCUGAUCACUCGUCACUGCGGACAGCAGCACUCUGGGCAGUGUGUGUUCUGUGAACGAAGGUGCACAGGAAAGCAAUUCAGAGCGAUUCUUAGGGGGAGAGACGGCGCGAGCCCGAGAGGUGGGGGUGAGGGUGGUUAAAAAGAGGCCAGAUGGUCAGGAUGGGAAGCCUUCAGAAUUUCUUGACGAGCUGGAGGUGAGUGAAGGGUUGCUAAGGCCUUUGGCCUCAGCAGCUGGAAGCCAGUUGCCCUCAGCUGUGGGCAGGAAGGCGCAGAUGGAGCCGAGCUCCGCAGGCAGGUCACAGCCCAGCUGGGCCUGGCGGGCUCCGCUUCCUCUCCCCAAGGUCUGCCACAUUCCCUUCAGUGAGCUUGGGCGGGGGGUGUCUCGGCCUUCUUCCUAAAGACAAACCAGGGGGUCCCUCCCUCUCCAGGGAAGGACAUCUUCUGAGGUCCCCCUGCAGCGUAUCUCCCCUCAGAGCCGGCCCCCCCAGGGCUGGUACCCUUAGGCAGGGCAGGGCUGGGAACCUGAGCCACCGUCCCGCUCACACUGGAGCGCAGCGUGGGGACACGGAAAACCUUGUCACUGUCACUUUAAAUUUCUUGGGAGGAGGGGGGUUCCUCGACCCCAGAUUCAGAGAAGGAAGUGGGGCAGGUUUGCAGAGUACCCAGCAGCUGCUCCCAGGGCCAGCUCAUCCUCAUACGUAAAACUUCCUGCGAUGACACCGGAAAUACAAGUGCUGUCCCCACGACCACAGCCCCCUGGAGCCCGGGCCAGAGGGGAGCCAUGGACAGGCCCCGGGCCCUGGGCCUGCUCUGGGUGCUGCUGACUCUCUGCCUCACUGCCGGGACUCCGGAGGUGUGGCUGCAGGUUCAGAGGGAGGCCACCGAGGCCUCCUUCACCAUCCGCUGUGGAUUCCUGGGCUCGGGCUCCAUCUCCCUGGUGACUGUGAGCUACGGGGGCCCCGACGGUGCUGGGGGGACCACGCUGGCCGUGCUGCACCCCACACUCGGCACCAAGAACUGGACAGCCGCCUGCCGGGCCCGCUGGGAAACCAGCACCAGCGUCUCCCUCACCGUGGAAAGCGCUCCCACCGCAGGGAGGGGCUCCGGCCCCAACACCACAUUCUGCUGCAAGUUCACCUCCUUCCCUGAGGGCUCCCAGGAGGCCUGUGGGAACCUGUCCCUCAGCGCAGACCCAGGGCUCCCUGCUGCCAGUCCAGCCCCCGUGCUGCGGGCCGACCUGGCUGGGAUCCUGGGGGUCUCGGGGGUCCUCCUCUCUGGCUGCAUCUACCUUCUCUACCUCCUGCGUCGGCAGAGGCACUGGGCCAUCAUGAAGCUUCAGCCGCCCAGACACAGCAGCCCCCAGACAGACGGGGGAGCCAGUGCAGCCGGCCAAGCCUCCCUGACCUCCUUCCAUGCCCCCUAUGCCACCGCCACCGCCACGACCACCAACUACUUCAGCCCGGCAACCCUGCACCGGGUCCCCCCACCCCAGCCACUGCCCGGGUGGGUGCCGCUCCCCACCCACGCCGCGCGCCUACCCCAGAGCCCCGGCCCCUGGGCACCCCCGCUGGCCUCCACGCGCAGCAGCUUCGUCUCGGUGGAGAACCGACUCUACGCUCAGGCGGAAAAGCGGCCGCUCCACGCCCCCGCCGACUGCAUCCUGCUCCCGGACCCUCUGGGGCGCAGAGCCGCUUUGGGGCCUUCAGGAGUGCGAUGAGAGGGACCCCAGGUCACUCUGCCCUUCUCUCCGGGCCUCUGGGACCCCCCCUCUGUUGGAUGUCUGCGUUCUGGGGGCCACCAUCUUUGCACAGCUUGUUUUAUCCUUAGGCUUCCAGCCAGCGUCUCCACACAGACCCUGCGGGCUGCGGAUGUGGGCAGCACAUGUUCAAGUCUGGGCACGCAGGUGUAUGUGUGAGGUGACAAAACCCCAUCCCCGGUGGUUUCCUGUUUUCAAGUCCUCAGCCCCCCAGGUGAGGGCGAUAACUGUCAACAAAAAUGGUUUCUCUGA